AUGACUUCAAAAAUGUUUGUUGAAUCAUACGGUGAUGAAGUGUCUCGUGUAUUUACAUUGGAAAAAAGUCAAAAUCAAUCAAUUAGCUCAUUAUUUGAUCUACACUUAUCAUGGGUGACUUUUAAGAAGUUUUUUCUUCCUGUGGGAUAUCCAUCUAGUGUUAGCGAUGAUUAUUUAGAAUAUCAAAUUUGGGAUACUAUACAGGCAUUUGCCAGCAGUAUCACUGGUGCUCUUGCAUCACAAGCAGUUUUAAUCGGUGUAGGUGUUGGAGACUCAUCAGCUACCAUAUUAAGUGCUAGUUUAACGUGGAUGUUCAAAGAUGGUUCAGGUAUGAUUGGAAGAAUUCUAUUUGCUGGUUAUCAUGGAAUUAAAUUAGACUGUGAUUGCAAAUUUUGGAGAUUUGUUGCUGAUAUCUUAAACGACUGUGCUUUAUUCCUUGAACUCAUUUCUCCACUAUUCAAUGAUUUGUUUACACCAUUACUUUGUCUUGCUAAUGUACUUAAGUCUUUAGUUGGUGUCGCUGGUAGUGCAACACGUGCAGCUAUUGUUCAACAUCAAGCGAUUCAUAAUAAUCUAGCUGAUGUAUCAGCUAAAGAUGGUAGUCAGGAAACCUUAUCGAAUUUGUUGGCAUGGUUACUUAAUUUUAUUUUGUUAUAUAUGGUAACCGAUUAUGAAUUUUUACAAUUAACUAUAAAUUAUGUCAAUGAAUUAUGGUAUCCUUUAUUGAAUUCAUUACAAACUAAUCAUGAAUGGAAUAUAGAUUCAUUUCAAUUUGCAUCAGAUAUAUGGAGAUUAAAAAAAUCGAUAUAAAUAAUCCUGUAUAUAGUUUGUAAUGAUGUCUAUUAUUGUUGUUAUUGUUGUUGUUCUUGUUGUUGUUUCUUAUUUGUAAUAAAUGUUUUAAUAUG
Molecule: messenger RNA, 905 nt
Organism: Schistosoma spindalis
Lineage: Eukaryota; Metazoa; Platyhelminthes; Trematoda; Strigeidida; Schistosomatidae
Source: the annotation of a GenBank genome assembly